This is a messenger RNA of Mycena indigotica, 942 nucleotides long. RefSeq lists its product as uncharacterized. Gene Ontology annotation, biological process: secondary metabolic process. The transcript is spliced from 2 exons. NCBI's taxonomy places the organism in Eukaryota, Fungi, Basidiomycota, Agaricomycetes, Agaricales, Mycenaceae. The record is from RefSeq and is a predicted model, not a curated record. The coding region runs from base 1 to 942 and encodes 313 amino acids.
AUGCCGACGUUCUCCACGGUUAAAACCUCGAACGCCAGCUACUCUCCAGCUUCGCCUCCCGUUGCACUGUUUUUUGGAGGAACCUCUGGCAUCGGCAAGGCCACCGUUGAAGCUUUCGCGCGCUACACAGACGGAGAGGCGCAUAUCAUCAUUCUGGGGCGCAACAGGACUGCAGCGGAGGGCAUACUCUCGUCGUUGCCGAGGCCAAAACAGGAAGAUGGGAGCUGGAAACACGAGUUCGUCGCCUGCGACACCUCGCUCAUGAAGAAUGUCGAGGCCGUCACGCGCCGGCUGCUUGGCUCAUUGCCCAAGAUCAACUUUCUGGCCAUCUCGUCGGGGCAUGUCAGCCUGCUGGGGCGGAAAGACACGGAGGAGGGGAUUGACAAUUCGUUGGCGGUGCGGUACUACAGUCGAUGGAAGAUCACCAACGACCUGCUGCCGCUGUUGCGCAAAGCGGCGGAGUUAGGUGAACCAGCAAGUGUUCUGAAUGUCCUGGACCCCACCCGUGGAAUCACUGUUGAGGAAACAGACGAUUUUGGCUUGAAGAAACCGGGAAAAUACUCUGGGUUCAAAGCAACACAACUAUCGAUGACCUACACGGACCUCGCGAUGGAGGAGUUUGGCCUGAGGGAGCCCACCAUUGCGUUCACUCAUAUUCUUCCUGGCUUUGUCAACACCAACGUCUUCAGUUCGAACCACUGGGCCAUGCAACUGGCGAGGCCGAUAGUCAAACCGAUUAUAUGGGCCUUUGCUAUGUCUCCCGCUGUCUGUGCGGAGAACAUGAUUUACGCGCUGUUGAAUGCAGAGAAGGGUUAUAAUCGGAGAGGCGAGAAAGUCGAAGAUCUCGGUUUCAAAUCACAUCCAUAUCCCGACGAGAAGAGACGCGCGGAGAUAAGACAGAAAUUAUGGGAGCAUACAGUAAAGGAAGUCUAUCCAAGUUAG